AUGGCGACGCGAGGGGUGACGGUGGUGUUCGGCGAGGAGCGGUUCAAAAUGGGCCUGGAGAAACGGGGGACGGAGGGGCGGAAGAAGAAGGAACAGGGGAAGGAGGGGCGGAAGAAGAAGGAACGGGGGAAGGAGGGGCGGAAGAAGAAGGAACGGGGGAAGGAGGGGCGGAAGAAGAAGGAACGGGGGAACCCCCUCACCUCCCAUUGCCCAUCGCAGCAAUGCCAGUACCAGCCAUCAAAAGGGGAAUUCCGUGACGCUGCGUUGAGGCAGCUGCUGGUUUGGUUCAAGUCCUGGUUCAGAGGAAAGCAAGUGCGUGCGGCAAGCUGGGGAAGGACGCCCGUGUCAUCCCCAUCCAUCCUCCCUCCCCCUCACCACCAUCUUCUUCUCCUAUCUCCUCACCAACCCGUCACCUCCUCCUCACCAACCCGUCACCUCCUCCUCACCAACCCGUCACCUCCUCCUCACCAACCCGUCACCUCCUCCUCACCAACCCGUCACCAUAACCUUGAAUUGCCGGUUCCUCGUCUCCAUGCCUUCGUCUGUCCUCUGCCCUCGUUUGUUCUUCCCUGCCCUCGUAUAUCCUUCCCUCUCCUUGUGCUCUCUCCCUCCCGCUUCCCCCCGCCUCUGCCUCCUCUUUGCACGCAGAUGGGUGGACUCCCCUCCGUGCCCCCGCUGCCACACCCCCACCUGUGCCAUCCCCUGACGACCUGCUGUGGGGGGGACAGCGCGUGCAGCUGCACAGGUGAGGGACGAGAGGGGAAAAGAGGGGAGGGAGGGGGGUGUGUGAGGCAUAAGUUGGAGGGAGAGGAGUACCCUCACUGCUGCUCCCCCACAUGUGCCUUCUCUUCCAUGGCAACGGCACUCCUUCCACAGCGGGCCGAGCUGCACAGGUGCAAGCAGUGCAGCCUGGUGGCUCGCCUCGUGCGAUACAACGACCCUGCCAGGGGAUUAGCCAACCCUGAGUCAUCCCUUUUUCCUUCUCUUUUCCUCCUCUCCUACCUUCCCCCCUUCCCCCCUCCUCCCGCCACACAGCUCAUGGACACCAGGAAGGGCGGCUGUGGCGACUCCCGGACACCAGGAAGGGCCGCUGUGGCGAGCCGGCCAACGCCUUCACUCUCUGCUGCCGGGCUCUGGGUGGGCUAUGAUGCCAGGCAGGCAGUGGAUUGGAGAGUCCAUGUGUGGACUGAGUGCUACUCGAACGCGAAGCAGAGGUGGGGCAAGAAGCUGAUAUACGUGUUUGGAGUGGGGAGCUUCAGCACAGGCGGACAGAACCAUCAGAGGCAGGAGCAACCGCAGCAGUGGCAGCGGCCUUUGCAUUGCAGAGCAUCGGUCGCUUCUUUUCUUCAACCGGCCUUUUCCCCUCCCACUGUUCCCCCAACCGCCCAACCCUUACCCUCCAAUCAGCUCCAGCACAGGCGGACAGAAGCAUCAGAGGCAGCUGUAGCAGCGGCAGUGGCGGCGGUGACAGCAAGGGCUCGAGCCAGCCUUGGUGGGGAUGAGAGGAGGCGGUUGGAGGAGAGGGAUCCAAGGGAGAGAGAGGAGCUGAGCGGCGUGAGGGGAGGAGGGGAGGAGGAAAGAGGGGAGGGAGGGGAGAGGGAUGGUGUGGUGUUGGGAGGGAGGCAGACCGGUUCUGUGGAGUGGAGAGCAGCAAGGGGGAAACUAGGUUUGGAGAGGAAGGGAGAUGGGGGGAAAGAGGGAGGGAAAGGGGAGGCUGAGUGGGGUAAAGCAGGAGUGAAAGAGGGGAAGGAUGGGAGGUUGGAGAGGAGGAUAGAGGAUGGGCAUAUGGGUGCGCUGCUGCUGGGAAUUGGGGACAUGUGCUGUGAUGUUAUUGGCUCUCCUGGUCUAGAAACAGCAUCAACCACAUUAGCAGCAGCGGAGCAAAAAUCGUCAAAUCCGUGUUUAGACGCUCUCCUCUCUCUGCUCUCUGUUCUGCGCUCACUCACCUUCCGCUCCUACUCGUUGCCACUCAACAACAAACAAUGUGAUCCAUUUUGCAAGUCACUCUUGGAUGCAGCAGCGAUGUCAACGUUCAAUGCGAGUGGCAGCAACGAAGGAACGAACGAACGAGAGUCCCUCCUGACUGCCAUGGGGGUUCAGAUCUGGAAAGAGGGAGAGAACAAGGGGAGUGAGGGGACAGGGUGGGUGAUGGGGGUGAAGGACUGUGAAACUCGAAGAGAAGAGGGAACGUGUGAAAAUGGGAAAGGGGGAGCAGCAGGGGUGGGAGGAUGGAGGUACGGACAAAGGGUUGUGCUAGCAGCUAUGGCAUUACAAGCAGCACAGGAGGUGCUGCCACGUGUCAAGCAGGCAUUGGAGCAGAUGCGGGCAGGGAAUGAUGGGGAUGGAGAUGCGGCACGGCUGCAGGCAUUGGGUCGAUGGUACUUUAUCCUUGAGAUGGCCGUAUCGGCAUGCGAUGCAUCGCUGCACACCAAAUGGCUGCACCAUCAGGGAGGGAAAGGUAUGCUGUUAUCAGCUGCCAUGCCAUAUUGUGCCAUGCUGUGA
This is a messenger RNA of Closterium sp. NIES-65, 2502 nucleotides long. The record is from the annotation of a GenBank genome assembly. NCBI's taxonomy places the organism in Eukaryota, Viridiplantae, Streptophyta, Zygnematophyceae, Desmidiales, Closteriaceae.